Messenger RNA from Hibiscus syriacus, 1212 nucleotides. RefSeq names its product disease resistance-like protein DSC1. The transcript is spliced from 3 exons. Lineage: Eukaryota; Viridiplantae; Streptophyta; Magnoliopsida; Malvales; Malvaceae. Gene Ontology annotation, molecular function: protein binding. The coding region runs from base 1 to 1173 and encodes 390 amino acids. The record is from RefSeq and is a predicted model, not a curated record.
AUGCAAAGGAGGACAAAUUUGAAGGCUCUGAUGUUACGUUCAUUGUCUGGUUUAAGUUCAUUAAGAGAGCUGAAACUAAAGGACUGCAAUCUUGGAGAAGAAGAUAUUCCUAGUGAUAUUUCACGUCUAUCCUCUUUGGAACGACUUGAUCUUACUGGUAACAAUUUCAUCAGCAUACCUCCGUCCCUUACUCGACUUUCCAAGCUUGAAUCUCUUAGAUUAUCAAAUUGUGGCAUGUGCAAUAUUGGUGAAUUAGAUAUUCCUAAUGAUGUUUCUUAUCUAUCCUCUUUGGCCCAUCUUAAUCUUAGUGGUAACAAUUUCAUCAGCAUACAUCCGUCCCUUACUCGACUUUCAAAGCUUCAGCAUCUUGAAUUGUCAAAUUGCAAGGAACUUAAAUCGUUGCCUGAGUUUGUAACAAAUAUAACCUUGGUGGAAAUGGAAAAUUGUGCUUCUCUGGAACUAGUUGCAUUUCCUUCAAAAGUAUGCAAUUCAAUGAAUAUUGCUUGCAUUCUCCGUACUCACUGCUACAGAUUGGCUGAGAAUGUCAAUGUAUUAAAAUUGCUGAGAAAAUUUCUCAUGGCGUUUGAAAAUUCAAGAGGCAUAUUUGACAUUGAUGUACCUGGAAAUGAAAUCCCAGAAGGGUUCAGCCGUGAGAGAGUUGACUGUUCAAUCAAGAUACCACUGCCUUUCAAUAUUCUGAAUGAUAUUCAAUGGAUGGGAGUUGCUUUCUGCUGCAUUUUUGUCAACGAUGAUCCUUCGAGGGAUGAGGUUAAUGGCUGUAAAGCUGUUAUCCAUCGUAGAAACUCUGGAAAAGCUGCUUGUGAUGAAUCUGCUUUCCUAGAUGGAAAUUACAUUGUAGAUGAUAGUGGUUUCCUUUUAGGUAAAAAACAUAAUCAGCCCAUAAAAAAGGACCACCUUUUCCUUCGUUAUUGGUCGCGUCACCAAUUAUAUCCAUCUCCCUUUGAGGAUAAAUGUGAUGAAAGUUGUGUAAAAAUUGAAGAUAUGAAUGAAGACUCUGCUGCUGAUGGAUCAAUAGCUAACGGUCCCCUUGGAAAGAAAAAACGUAAUAUCUAUGAGGGGACGGAGGCAGGGCCACAACCAAAACGAAUGGAAAAUAUUCAGUUUUCUAAUGGGUCGACCAGGGAAGAAACAUUAAUUCCGGUUGAAGAAUAAUUAUCAGCUUGACACAAAAAAUGUUGAGAGAGUCGGAUU